AUUAAGCUUUCAAACUGAAUUUAUUUCUUGACUCUUACUCUGCGAACUACAUAUUGCUUGUUGCUUCGACUGUAAGUCUACGGCCGGCGAUAGCCUUGCCCCGACUGCCGAGUGUCGCCCUGAGAACUUUACGGCGGCGAUCAGACUGGCACUCUCUGUUCCUGGGGUUCAGCACUGCCCUGCUGUCUAGCAGAGGCUUAAUCGUUGACGAGUACAGUGGGAGCGUCGAGCAAGUUUUGGCCUCUUUUCCCGGAGAAGGAUGAAUUCAAAGAAGGUUGGUGGCAAGUCGUCUUUUGCUACUGCUGGUGGAGUUGGUACCGCCUUUAAGAAAUCAAACUUUGAAGCAUCUGGCUCUGUUAGUUGCUAUCCAAAACAUGAACAGCUGAGCAGUGAAAUGGGAGAUUUGACCAUCGAUCCUAUACAGAACGGUGAAUGGGAGGUAAUUGGGAAAAAGAAGAAUAAAGUUGGUUCUAUGGCUGGGAAGCAAUGGAGUUCAAAUUCUGCUCCUAAAGCAUGGGUUCAGCCUGGAACUGGGAGAUCUUCUUCUACUGGUGGGGCUAAUUCUGGUGAUUCUCGACUGGCAGUUGGCAGGUGGAAUCCAAAGCAACAAUCAGGGACUAGAAAUUGUGAAACUGCUAAUAUGACUCCAAAUCCUUCUAACAUACCCCCGCCUUUGCAACAUGGUUGGAAUUGGGGUGCAAGAGGGGGUUCUGCUGUUAAUCUUCAAAAGAAUGAGAACAUCUCCACAAGUUCUGUUGUGGACCCCACAAACAAUCAACCUGAGGGUGUUUCAGAUGAUGAUGACUAUGAUACUCUAGUGGACGGAAGUGAUGAGGAGUUUUCCGAUGACUAUGAUUCUGAUGCUAGCCAGAGGAGUCAUGAGACUCGAAAAAGGAAUAAGUGGUUGAAGGGAUUCUUUGAAAAUCUGGAUAAGCUGUCGGUGGAUGAGAUGGGCGAACAAACCAGACAAUGGCACUGCCCAGCAUGCCAUAAUGGUCCUGGUGCUAUCGACUGGUAUGAUGGCCUCCAACCCUUGAUGACACAUGCAAAGACAAAAAGAUCAACAAGACCUAGGCUUCAUCGGGAGCUUGCUCUACUUUUGGAUGAAGAGCUUCGUAGGAGGGGAACUUCAGUCAUUCCAGCUGGUGAAGCAUUUGGUAAGUGGAAGGGCCUACGGGAGUCAACAACUGAUCGUGAAAUUGUGUGGCCUCCCAUGGUGAUUGUUAUGAACACAAAACUUGAGAAAGAUGAGAAUGAUAAG
Dendrobium catenatum is the source of this 1261-nucleotide messenger RNA. RefSeq names its product protein SUPPRESSOR OF GENE SILENCING 3 homolog. The record is from RefSeq and is a predicted model, not a curated record. Gene Ontology annotation, biological process: defense response to virus; regulatory ncRNA-mediated gene silencing. NCBI's taxonomy places the organism in Eukaryota, Viridiplantae, Streptophyta, Magnoliopsida, Asparagales, Orchidaceae.